Molecule: messenger RNA, 2364 nt
Organism: Lathyrus sativus (Indian pea)
Lineage: Eukaryota; Viridiplantae; Streptophyta; Magnoliopsida; Fabales; Fabaceae
Source: the annotation of a GenBank genome assembly
AUGACUUCGGAGUUGGAAAUUGAUGAAGAGAAUGAUAACAAAGGUAAUAUGUGGGAUAUGGAUCAGAAACUUGACCAAUCGAUGGACGAGGAAGCAGGAAAGCUCAGAAAUAUGUAUAGAGAAAAAAAGUUUUCUGCACUGUUGGUUAUACGGCUCGCAUAUCAGAGUCUCGGUGUGGUUUAUGGAGAUUUGGGAACUUCUCCAUUAUACGUUUUUUAUAACACGUUUCCUCAUGGAGUUAAAGAUCCAGAGGAUGUGAUUGGAGCUCUUUCGUUGAUCAUUUACUCGCUUACUCUUGUGCCGCUGCUCAAAUAUGUUUUUAUUGUGUUACGAGCAAACGACAAUGGUCAAGGUGGAACACUGGCUCUUUAUUCCUUGCUCUGCCGACAUGCGAAUAUAAAAAUCAUUCCCAACCAGCAUCGCACGGAUGAAGAGUUAACAACAUAUAGCCGGACUACAAUCCACGAAAGGUCGUUUGCUGCGAAAACCCAAAGAUGGUUAGAGAGAGGAUUUAUUAAAAGUAUCAUUCUUAUUCUUGUCCUUGUUGGUACCUGCAUGGUGAUUGGAGAUGGUAUUCUUACUCCGGCUAUAUCUGUUUUAUCUGCUGCUGGUGGCAUCAGAGUAAACAAACCUGAAAUCCAUAGCGGAGUAGUUGUGAUUGUUGCGGUUGUAAUAUUAGUUGGCCUAUUUAGCAUGCAACAUUAUGGUACAGAUAAAGUUGGUUGGCUCUUUGCUCCAAUUGUUCUGGUUUGGUUUCUGCUAAUAGGAGGCAUCGGUAUAUACAACAUUUGGAGAUUCGGUGGCAGAGUCCUAAAAGCCUUUUCGCCUGUCUAUGUGUAUCGGUAUAUAAGAAACGGAAGAAAAGAUAGCUGGCUUUCCCUUGGCGGCAUCUUGCUCAGCAUAACUGGGACAGAAGCUCUUUUUGCCGACUUAGCCAAUUUUCCAGUCUCAUCGGUACAAAUUGCGUUUACUCUUGUUGUGUUUCCUUGCCUUCUUUUAGCCUAUUCUGGACAGGCGGCUUAUCUGAUACACAACUUGCAUCAUUCACAAGAUGUUUUUUAUCGUUCAAUUCCAGACAAAAUAUAUUGGCCAGUAUUUGUUAUUGCAACACUAGCAGCAAUAGUUGCAAGCCAGGCUACAAUAACAGCAACCUUUUCAAUCAUUAAGCAAGCCCUUGCUCAUGGCUGUUUUCCAAGAGUCAAAGUUGUUCAUACAUCGAAAAAGUUCCUUGGCCAGAUAUAUAUUCCAGAUAUCAAUUGGAUCCUUAUGAUCCUUUGCAUUGCUGUUACUGCCGGCUUUAAAAAUCAAAGUCAGAUCGGAAAUGCAUAUGGCACUGCUGUUGUGUUAGUCAUGUUGGUUACAACACUACUGAUGAUUUUGGUCAUGAUAUUAGUUUGGCACUGCCAUUGGAUUCUUGUUGUUGUGUUUACUGGCUUAUCAUUGAUUGUGGAAUGCACAUACUUUUCUGCUGUACUCUUCAAAGUCGAUCAAGGCGGCUGGGCCCCGCUUGCAAUUGCCGGAGUGUUUCUGCUUGUUAUGUAUAUUUGGCAUUACGGUACACUGAAGCGUUACGAGUUUGAAUUGCAUAGUAAAGUCUCAAUGGCAUGGAUUCUUGGUCUCGGUCCCAGUUUAGGACUAGUUCGUGUCCCAGGAGUCGGCCUAGUCUACACAGAACUCGCAAGUGGAGUUCCCCACAUAUUUUCUCAUUUUAUUACCAACCUACCAGCCAUCCAUUCUGUCGUUGUUUUCGUCUGUGUGAAAUAUCUUCCUGUCUACACCGUCCCGGAAGAAGAACGGUUCCUUGUCAAGCGCAUUGGACCAAAGAACUACCACAUUUUUCGAUGCGUGGCGCGAUAUGGAUAUAAAGACCUGCAUAAGAAAGACGAUGAUUUUGAGAAGAAACUCUUUCACAACCUUUUCAUGUUUGUUCGACUUGAGUCCAUGAUGGAAGGUUGCUCGGAUUCAGAAUACAGCUUAUGUGAACCGCAAACCGAACAGACGAGAGAUUUCACGUUGAAUAACAACGGAAACACAAAUUCAUUGAGUAACGGGGAUUUAACAAUCUCAUCAGUCGACUCAAUAGUUCCUGCAAGAUCGCCAUCACACGUAAACGUUACUUUUCAAUCCUCAAGCCAUUACACUGAGGGUGAUGAAUAUGAAUUUUUAAACAACUGCAGAGAAGCUGGUGUUGUUCAUAUUCUAGGAAACACAGUUGUAGUUGCUAGUAGAGAUUCAAGAUUCUACAAGAAAAUAGCAGUUGAUUAUAUAUAUGCAUUUCUUAGAAAGAUAUGCAGGGAAAAUAGUGUGAUCUUCAAUAUUCCUCAUGAGAGUCUCUUAAAUGUUGGCCAAGUUUUCUAUGUAUAG